Morone saxatilis (striped sea-bass) is the source of this 3231-nucleotide messenger RNA. RefSeq names its product peroxisomal biogenesis factor 5 (gene pex5). The transcript is spliced from 16 exons. Lineage: Eukaryota; Metazoa; Chordata; Actinopteri; Moronidae. The record is from RefSeq and is a predicted model, not a curated record. Gene Ontology annotation, biological process: protein import into peroxisome matrix, docking. Gene Ontology annotation, cellular component: cytosol; peroxisomal membrane. Gene Ontology annotation, molecular function: protein binding. The coding region runs from base 291 to 2219 and encodes 642 amino acids.
UGCGCGAGAGACACUCCAAGCGAUCGGUGAAGGGUUUUGUGGGUCAUGGAGGAGGAAGGUAAAUAAAAGAGCAGCGCUAGUAACAGCAGCAGCUGGUUUCAGACGGUAACCGGGAGCUUUUUGACACUGCGGCACUGACGAGUUGUUGCGGGUACGGUUGUGAAAUCCGACCGGAGAGGACAGACCGGAGAGGAGGGACCGGAGAGGAGGGACGGUCGGUUCGGCUACAGCGAGCUUGCUGUCGGCGUUCUCAGGUGGUCUGAUUGGGUUUGCCUCAUCCUUGUGUUGCCAUGGCGAUGCGGGAGUUGGUGGAGGCAGAAUGCGGGGGAGCCAAUCCCCUCAUGAAGUUGACCAGUCACAUGACCAAGGAAGGGGGGGCAUGGCGGCACCGCUCAACACCUACAAUUCCCCCCACUACUAUAGAAAUUGCAACUGAAGAAGAGCUGGUGAAUGAGUUCCUCCAGGCGCCCCCGCGUCCCCCACACACAUUUGACAUGGGUCAGCUGUUAGAGGAAAUGCAGCAGAUUGACCAGCAGAGCUACAGACAAGCACCACAGAGAGCUCCAGAUGUGGCAGCGUUGGCCCUCUCUGGUGACUGGGCGGCCGAGUUCCUCUCAGGUCCCGACUCUGCCUCCGCACCAGGGCUCACCGCUCUUGGUGAUGCAGCAGAUGCUGAUUGGACGAGAGAAUUUAUUGCUGAGGCUGCAGAUCCUGGACGCUGGGCAGAGGAGUAUCUGGAGCAGUCGGAGGAGAAGUUGUGGCUGGGAGACCUCGGAGACAAGGAAAGCGAAUGGACAAAGGAGUACCAACCAGGAGAGGAGCUGAGGCAGACAGCCAAUGAGCUCGUCUCAAAGGUUGAUGACCCUAAGUUACAAAACACAGAGUUCCUGCGAUUCAUUAGGCAGAUUGGCGAGGGCAGUGUGACAGUGGAGAGCAGAACAGACAAACAGCUCACAGAUAAAGCUCAGGCCGAGGAGGCUCAGAACUGGGCCUCCAACCUCAACCAGGUGUCAGUGGACUCGGCUGAAGCCUGGGUAGAUGAGUUUGCCACAGCAGGACCGGAUUUCCAAGAAGCUAAAGCUGCAGUGGAGAGUGAUGUGGAUUUCUGGGAGAAGCUGCAGCAGGAGUGGGAGGAGAUGGCUAAGAGGGAUGCUGAGAGCCAUCCCUGGCUGUCUGACUUCGAUCAGCUACUCAGCACUUCUUAUGACAAGGGGUAUCAGUUUGAAGAGGACAACCCCUACUUAUCCCAUCCGGACCCUUUGUCAGAGGGAGUGAAGAGGAUGGAGGCAGGGGACAUCCCAGGUGCCGUACGGUUCUUUGAAAGUGCAGUACAGAGAGAACCAGACAACCAGCUGGCUUGGCAAUAUCUGGGAACCUGUCAGGCAGAGAACGAGCAAGAAUUUGCUGCCAUCAGCGCCCUCCGCAGAUGUAUAGAGCUGAAGAACGACAACCUGACUGCUCUGAUGGCGUUGGCUGUCAGUUUCACCAACGAAUCGCUGCACAGGCAGGCCUGUGAAACUCUUCGCGACUGGCUAAAGCACAAUCCAAAAUACCGUUCCGUGUGGGAGCAGAAUGAGCAUGAACGCCAAAAGGAUGGUGCCAGAGAAAGGGACAAGGAGAGGGAGAGGUUCGGGUCACUGCUGCCAGAAUCUUUGUUUACUGAUGUCCAGUCCCUGUUCCUGCAUGCAGCCAACUCUGACCCCGCCCAGGUGGACCCCCAGCUGCAGUGUGGUCUUGGAGUUCUCUUCAACCUCAGCGGGGAGUACGACAAGGCGGUGGACUGUUUCAGCGCGGCUCUCUCUGUCACACCACAGGACUACCUGCUGUGGAACAAGUUGGGUGCCACCCUCGCCAAUGGAAGCCGCUCAGAGGAGGCAGUGGCCGCCUACAGGAGAGCUCUGGAACUGCAGCCCGGUUUCGUCCGCAGUCGGUACAACUUGGGAAUCAGCUGUGUCAACCUAGGAGCACACAGAGAGGCCGUGGAGCACUUCCUCGAAGCUCUUUCUCUACAACGCCAGGCCGCCGUGGACGGCGCGAGAGCUGUGAGGGGGCCUGGAGUUGCCGCAGCCACCAUGAUGUCUGACAACAUCUGGUCCACCCUGCGCAUGGCCCUCAGCAUGAUGGGAGAGAGCUCGCUGUACGCCGCUGCUGACCGUCGGGACUUGGACACGUUGCUGGCUCACUUCUGCCAGAGAGAGGUCGACGGUGGGACUGAAUGAGGACUAGCGGGGGGGAGGGUGCUUAUUGAGUGUGAGUGUGUUUCGCUGGGAGGUAAAUGUCUGGGUGACUGAAUGAAGCGGAGAGAAUCAGAGGGGGUAACGGUUACGGAAAAAAUGGAAGAGGAAGACACUGUGAAUUAUCCACCAUCCUAGAGACAUCUUCUUGUGGUUCUGUGCGUUUAAAUGACUUUUAGCAAAUAUUGCAGUAUUAGUCUCUACCUGGAAGACACAGCCAGCAGUGAUACAGUCUUGUCACUGUAGUCUACAUGUGUUGACAGUCCUCACAUUUCCUCCCGCUCUGUUGAUCUGGAGAACUGGAUUUGAUUAAAUGUCACUUUUGAUUUUAAAUUUGUUCUCAAUGAAGAAACGUGAACGAUGAUGAAUCCAUUCUGUGGUCAGUAAACCAGCGAUGUGGACAGUUUGUUUGUCAGGACACUCAAUGCUCUCAGUGUUUCUUAGGUUGAACUGUAUUCUCACUACAGUUAUGUAGAUUAAAGGUACAAAUGUUGCUGUAAUACUGAAAAGAGUACUGCUUUUUAUCAGAACGAUUAGGUCGGUCCGGAGUACAAACACUAUUCAUCAGAAGAGCUACAGCAGUUUGUUUCUUUUCCUUUUUUUGUUAUGCUUUAUUUAAUUUUUCAGUAAUCAAUUAUCAGCCAGGAUGAUGAACUGACAACCAGCGGGACUGUUACUGUUAUGAUAAGGUGUGUGUGUAGUAUGAGUGUGUGUGUGUAGUAUGAGUGAGUGUGUGUGUGUGUGUAUUUGGUUGGGUGGGGGGUAUUAAUCGUGCAUCGGAUGAUAAGAUCAUAUAAUUGUAAUAUCAUUGAGAAUGAUUUCCCUCUCUUUCUCUUUUUUCAUAUUGCUCUUGUACAACUAUUUGCUUCAUUGUAAAAUAAUGCUAUAUGCCAUAUUGUGUAUUGUAACAUAAUUGUUGCACUAUAAUUGUUUUCAGGCUAGUUAAAUCCUGACUGCAAUGUUUAAUAUAAUAUUCAGCAAUAAAGCUUUGAUUCCA